AUGUCGUCGAGUACGAGUACUUGGGGUAGAGUUGUACCAGCCGUAUUUCCUUACAGUACCGUGAAGAUUAUCGAGACCAUCGGAAACUUGGCCCUCGUUUACCACAUGUUCCUGGUGGGUUUAGAGCUUGAUUUAAAACCAGUGUUACGAGCUGGAAAGAAAGCUCUUAGCAUUGCGCUCGCCGGCAUUGUCUUUUCCGUCCUUGUUGGUUGGGCCUUAUGUCGAUAUGUGCUCCUCAAAGAUUUUGUCGAAGAAACAAAAGGCAAGGAUGGACAAAAACUUCCCACUGUGAACGGCCCGUGGUUCUGGGGCGUUGCUCUUGCCACCACCAACUUCCCAGACCUUGCCCGAAUCCUCACAGACCUCAAACUUCUCUACUCUGCUGUCGGAGGACUUGCGUUAUCUGCCUCUGUUAUCUCCGACUUAUGCUCCUGGUUUCUUCUUUUGCUCGUAAUGGCCAUAGUCAACAACUUCCAGACAAUUUCGGUGGGACUCACCUUGCUUUUUAUAGGGCUAUGCAUUUUUAUCGUACGUCCUCUUCUGUCACGGAUUGUUGACCGAAUUCGUGACAAAGUACAAGACGAUGGCGACUACGGUCAACUUGAAUGCUUUGUUCUAGCCGGGGUGGUGCUUUGUGGGUACAUUACCGAUGCAUGUGGGUCUCAUUCUAUCGUAGGGUCUUUUAUCCUUGGAGCUAUCAUGCCUAGAGGAGAGUUUUCAAACAAUCUUAAAAAGAAGGUGGGAAGUUUUGUGCCUGGGAUUCUGUUGCCUCUCUACUUCUGUAUCAAUGGGAGUAGAAUCAACUAUGUGGAUAUUCUCAGUUCCGUUUAUCCAUCGGAGAAAAAAACUGGGACGGACAUAUAUCGUGUAGGGGGGGUUAUCAUCUUAGCUUUUGCAGCUAAGACACUGAGCACUUUGGUUGCCGGCUUAGUAAACAAAAUGUCAUUUCGGGAUAGUUUGGCUCUUGGAGUGCUCAUGAACACCAAAGGCUUAUUGACACUUAUUAUACUCAACACCGGUCGGGAAGUAAAGGCGUUGAACAAACAAACCUUCGGAGUAAUGGUGCUGGCAAUUUGGGUAAUGACAUUUGUAGUUGGUCCGCUUCUAGCAAUUUUUUACAAGUCUAGUGCUAGGCCUUUCGUGCAAUACAAAGAGAGAAAUGUAGUAAGCGUAGGAUCUAACAACGAGCUUCGAAUCCUUGCAUGUGCUCACAACUCACGCAAUGUGCCAGGCAUUAUCAACCUCCUCGAGGCUUCUAAUCCAACCAAUAAAUCCCCUCUUCAUGUUCUUGCUGUCCACCUUGUGGAACUAACGGGGCAUACUUCGGCGAUGUUGGUAGUGCACGAUGCUUGUAAGACCAAUGAUGUAUAUUCUCCCGACAACUCGUCCCCCUCAAAUGCUUUUGAAGCAUAUGCCCAACAAAGAGAAUGUGUCACGAUGCAAACACUCACGGCGGUGUCUCAAUACUCCACGAUGCACCAGGAUAUAUGCAACCUGGCUGAGGAGAAUCGCGUCGCCAUAAUAAUCAUCCCGUUCCACAAUAAAUCCACCACAUUGGUUGGAGGAGUGGCACCAGAUGCAAACAACUCACAUCUAAAGAGCCUCAACAACAACUUGAUCGCAAAUGCUCGGUGCUCUGUGGGUGUUUUUGUGGAUCGAGGCCUCGGUGCAUCCAACGACUCUUACCGUCGAUGCUGCUAUUCCAUGCUCUUCUUUGGAGGGGUAGAUGACCGUGAGGCAUUAGCGUAUGCGGGUCGCAUGGCUGGACAUCCUAGGACUAGCCUAACAGUCAUAUCGUUUAACAUCAUGAGUAAAAAUGCAUCAAACUUGUGCUCUGAGGAUGAUCAUGGUGAUGAUGAUGACGAAGACGAUGACGAUGAAGAUGGUACUGGUGGAAUUCUGAAGGCAAUGGCAAGCACUGGGAGGGAAAAAAAACUGGAUGAGUUGUACUUGGAUGAGUUUAGGCUGAUGUCAAUGAAUGAUGCCUCCGUAAAACUUUUAGAGAAAUCGGUGACUAGGUGGGAACAAAUUCUCUCACUAAUAAGCUCAAUGGAAGGUGAGUAUGAUAUGUACAUAGUAGGAAGAAGGCAUGGAAAUGUAUCAGAGGUCACCACGACGUUACUCGAUGGCAUCGACUCCAAUGACCUUGGAUUUCUUGGAGAUGCAUUGGUAUCUUCAAACCUUACAGCAAGUACAUCCGUUCUAGUUGUGCAACAAGGUCGCCUUUUGGAUUAUUAUUCUUGA
Molecule: messenger RNA, 2244 nt
Organism: Malus domestica (apple)
Lineage: Eukaryota; Viridiplantae; Streptophyta; Magnoliopsida; Rosales; Rosaceae
Product: cation/H(+) antiporter 15-like
Biological process (GO): proton transmembrane transport; regulation of pH
Cellular component (GO): membrane; endomembrane system
Molecular function (GO): antiporter activity
Source: RefSeq, a predicted model, not a curated record